Messenger RNA from Linum trigynum, 6549 nucleotides. The record is from the annotation of a GenBank genome assembly. Lineage: Eukaryota; Viridiplantae; Streptophyta; Magnoliopsida; Malpighiales; Linaceae.
CCGCUCCAAAAACUGCGGCACCGGUGACGCUAAAUAUGAUUGGGCCACGUGGAGGUGAUGUGGCAUGAGUUGGCUUUCAUUGACCCAGGCCCAAAGUCUGUGAGUGCUGAGUACUAGAACCAAACUGCAUUGCCCACACUAACGGAGACCCUUCUUCGUCCAACCCAAACGCCAAAAUGUUUUAAUUAGGUUAUUUUUUGCAAGCUCCAGAAAACAGCGGUCAAUGGCGGAAGGAACCGGAAGGUAGUUCCGCAAACUCCACCAGCGGUCACUCCAGACGGUGCCAAGUGAGAGAAGGGGAGGACCGCGGCGGUCACUGCAGAAUCAAUAGGGUCACUUGUUCUUGGUCGAUCUCAUCUCCAGGGUCAACCUUACCCUUCGAUUCCAGAUCGGAGGCGAAGGAACAUGUAUCUGCGCCGCCUGUGUCAAAAUCGAAAACCGCCAACACCGAUGCAAUUUCUGGAACAGCCUACCCGAUUCAACUCCACUAAGAUCCGUCACCUGCUCCGUCGUCAUCGAAAUCUCAUCUUCCCCUCAUUUUGACCCUAAUCGAGGUCUUCGAUCCAAGAUCCUCUUCUGCAUCUUUUUAUCUGUUCGUUUCUUGAUGGAGUCGUAUUGCCCAGUCCAAGGUUCUAUCUCAUUGUAUGUUAUCACGAUAGGAUUUGGAGAAUUUUGCAUCCGUACUUCAAACAUUAGGAGUAGGGUUCAAUUCCCAUUUAGGGUUCUCAUUAGUUUCUGCUUAGUGGGAAAAAGUUUAAUGUUUGAAUGAUUUGGGAGCAACCGCCGGUGAAGGAAGCGUCUCUCACUUCUCUGACCUGGACUCGUUUGCCUUUUGGCGGAGGCGCUUUUCGAUGGUGUCAGAGGCCUACGAAUAUAUAGAUUUCUUCGCCUCUGAACAAGUAGCUGGAGUGUUUUGGAGAUGGGAUCGGCCAUGAACAAGUCACCGGAGUGAUUUUGGAGAGAUUCAGGAGAAGGAUAUCGAUAAACUCCCUUCUGGUUCGUCGGCCAUCAUCCCUUGUUUCUCUGUUUUCUGAAUCUUCCUUUAAACAAAGUAACAAAAUAAUUACAUUUUUAAUCAAUAAAAAUAAAGAUUGUUUGGCAAAAAAAAGGAGGAAUCGUUUGGGUUUGACAGAGAAGGAGUCUCCGUUUGAAUGUGAGUGAGGGACGGGUUGGUUAUGGUUAGUAGUAUACUCAUGGGUUUUGGUUUUGAAUUAAAUCAAUUAAGUGACUGCCACAUAAGCUCCACGUGGCCCAAUCAAAUGUAGCGUCACCGGUGCCUCAGUUUUUAGAGCGGCACCGUAGUAUUGGCCAAGUAACAAACUUGACAGCCAGCCCAAGCGAUUGUCCAACCAUCCAGGAAAGCCCAAAUCAUAAUCCAACCAAGGCCCAAACGAAAAAUAAAAAUAAAAUGAAGCCAAAAAUGAAAAUGGAAAAAUAUCUUGAAUUUCGUCCAGGUUCACUGAAUUCAUUCCAACGAACCCCUUCUCCUCCUUCCUGGAUUCUCCGUCAACCAUCUCUUACGCUAAGCCUAGCAUACCAUUCCACCCCAAACCCCAAUUCCCCUCUUCCUGCUCUGCUCUUUGGUCGGACUUCUCGCCGUUCCUUUUCUUCAGUCGCCGGUCCGACCAUCUUCUAUGCCACCAUCCUCUCCACCUCUCUGCUGCUUCACAUCUCUCGAUCUCUCUCCCUGCUCCUGCUCCUGUUUUGACAGCCGCUACUGCUGUUGUUGUUGUUGAUGAUGGAAUCCAACUUGUCUCUGGGCUUGGUCCCCAGCGUCUCCCCUGCUGCUACCCACCGCUCCCAGAUUUCCGACGGUUCCAUCUCGCUCCGUGAGACCUCUUCCGCCUCUUCGGCCGUCUCCGUCCAUCCGUCGUCCACGUCGUCGCUCCCGCUCCGGCUGCUGGAGUCCAUCAACGAGAAUUACCCCCGCGGCGGUGGUCUCCUCCACCAGAACGGUUCCGCCGUGGAGCUGAAUAGCGACCCGGGGGACGAGGAGGACGAGAGGGAGUUUCGAAUUCUAGGUCAUUCGAUGUGCUUCAAGCGGCGCCGCUCCGAUUCCGAAAUUCAGUGCAGUCCUGGAAAGAGGGUAGCCGUGGUGGCGGCGAGCGAAUCGGAUGUUCAGGAGCGGCGGAACUCGGUGAAGGCUUGGGGAAACCAGUCGAUUAGCGAGGCAGAUCCGGAGCUGUUCGAGAUUAUUGGGAAGGAGAAAGAGAGGCAGUUCAAAGGGAUUGAGCUGAUCGCGUCGGAGAAUUUCGUGUGUAGAGCUGUGAUGGAAGCGCUCGGGAGUCAUCUGACCAACAAGUACUCGGAAGGGAUGCCGGGGGCGCGUUACUAUGGUGGGAAUCAGUACAUUGACGAGAUUGAAACCCUGUGUUGCAAGCGGGCGCUUGAUGCUUUCGGCUUGGAUUCGGAAAAUUGGGGUGUUAAUGUCCAGCCAUACUCUUGUACUUCGGCUAAUUUCGCUGUGUAUACAGGGUUGUUGUUGCCUGGAGACAGAAUCAUGGGUCUGGACACCCCUUCUGGAGGUAAUACUAGCCAUGGUUGUUAUAUGCCGAGUGGUAGGAAAGUGUCUGGUGCCUCCAUUUUCUUCGAGAGUUUGUCGUAUAAGGUGAACCCACAAACUGGUUACGUUGAUUUCGAUAAGCUGGAAGAAAGGGCGCUUGAUUUCAGGCCCAAGAUUCUCAUAUGUGGUGGAAGCUCGUACCCCAGGGAGUGGGAUUAUGCAAGGUUCAGGCAGAUUGCGGAUAAGUGUGGUGCUGUUCUUUUGUGUGACAUGGCUCAAAUUAGCGGCCUUGUUGCGAGUAAGGAAUGUGUCAAUCCUUUUGAUUACUGUGAUAUUGUUACCUCAACAACUCAUAAAAGCUUGCGUGGACCAAGGGGAGGCAUAAUUUUCUAUAGGAAGGGUGCGAAGCCGAGGAAAAGAGGAAUGCUUUUAAGCCAGGGCAAUGAAAGUGAGCAGUAUGAUUUCGAGGAGAAGAUCAACUUUGCUGUAUUUCCAUCAUUGCAAGGUGGACCUCACAACAACCACAUAGCCGCUCUUGCCAUCGCCUUAAAGCAAGUUGCUACUCCUGAAUACAAGGCGUAUAUGCAUCAGGUGAAGCGUAAUUCACAGGCUUUAGCCAAUGCAUUGUUGAGAAGAAGAUGCCGUCUGGUAACUGGAGGCACGGACAACCAUCUGUUACUUUGGGAUCUGAGGCCACUGGGACUAACAGGUAAAACAUAUGAGAAGGUCUGCGAGAUGUGCCACAUUACUGUGAAUAAAAUUGCAAUCUUUGGUGAUAAUGGCACCAUUACUCCUGGUGGCGUAAGGAUUGGUACACCUGCUAUGACAUCUAGAGGUUGCCUGGAACCAGACUUUGAGACGAUGGCUGAUUUUCUACUGAGGGUUGCACAGAUCGCGAGCAUGUUACAGCGUGAACAUGGCAAGUCCCCAAAGGCUUUCCUGGAAGCUCUGCAGAGCAGCAAGGACCUUGCCGAGGUCCGGAACCAAGUCGAGAGCUUUGCAACUCAGUUUGCUUUGCCCGGUUUAGAUGUGUGAAUGUGAAGAAAUUAUGAUGCGUCUCUGAAGUCUGAACUGCUACAAAGCAUCAUCAACCAUAAAUCUGGUAACGCCUGGCCUGUACUCUUCUGCAGCUCUUCGGCCAGCAUCUUGAAGCCACAUUGCGGAUUUCACUGCUCGUUUGAACCCCCCCGAGUGAGCAUUAUUCACAUUCAUAACGCAGUUAUUGUUGCUUCAUUUCUCUUGGUGUUGAGGGUUUUGAUCUGUUGGGUGGUGUCAAUAGGUUUCUGUUAAGUCUCUGGUAAGUGCAGUAUACUCAAAAUUGAUUGUAGAUAGAAAUUUUGGUAUAAAGAUGUGAAAACAGAAGGAUUUAUUUAGUGAAAGGCGGGAUCCUUGAUCAGGUGGCAAGGACGGAUAUCAGUUUACUUGGGAAAGAGGUAACGCAGGAGAACGAAAUCCACCUCAUUUAAUUAGCUCUCAAUCAUCGUCACUCUCAGCUUCAUUGCUCUAUGGUGCGUCGUUUGUUGGUAAUCGAUAUGAACUCUAUAAGCGUCACAUCUUCUUCUGAUUCGAUUUCUCGUCCUAAGUCGGUCAAAGGGAAACAGAUGUUAAAACAAGGAGGAAGUAAUAGCAACAAAGUUUUGAAGAUGCUAAUGAUGAGUGAGGGGCUCUAAGGGGGAAAAAGAGUGCUAGGGCAACAGUUGGAAAAGAACUCAAUAGGGAAUCUUGAUGAUGGCCACAUUGUCCUCCCAAAGCUCUCUUCUCUCUUGUCCCAGUAGGCAGUAGUAGUGGUUCUUCUCCUUCUUCCAUCAUUAUAACAACAACAACAAUAAUAGCAUUUCGCAAAUAAAAUGAUUAGCCAUUAUUAACUUCCUUCUCUUAUAUACUAGUCAAAGAAUCUUCCUAUGGUGGCAUGAGAUCUCUUACAAGAGCACGACCUUGGCCUUGCAAUUCCAGUUUGCCAGGUGCUUAGGUGAAGUUCGAUCAUAUCGUAUAAACAUUUGAAUGAUGAAGUACGACGGUAACUUUCGUUAUAAAAGUCGUCACCUUACCAUCCAAAAUGUUAAUAAUUCAUUGUUUCUUUUCAGUUUGUUCCUUUUUUUUUCUUUUUCUUUUUUAAGCUUCACAAAAAAGGCAAAAGGGAGGAGAAAAGAAGUAGGGUAGCUACUUAGCUAGCAAACAACAACUAUGAACGAGUAGCUUGAUCUUUUAAGCUUUGAAUUAACAACUUUUGCAAUGUGUGGGUAUUUUUGAGCCCUCCCCCUUUUUACUUCUGAUUUGCUUCUUUUUUGGUUCGAGGAUCCUGGUGGAGGCUGCUAGCUGUUCCUAUCCAGCAACCACCAUGUAAUUAUAGAGUCAAAAGAAAGAGGGGAAAAAGGAAGGAUUUUAAUAUGAAGGGAACUAAGUGCCCUAGCUAGUUAGAUUGUAACUACUAGCAGAAAGCUGAGGGAGCUAGCAUGGUCCUAGCUAAGAGAGGGAACACCUAGCAGAUCAGGUGAUCUAAUGGAAGAUUAAUAGGUAUUUUGAAGUCGGGGAGAGAAGAGAGUUCCCGAAUUUUAAUUACUUGUCCGCGCGCAUAAGAAUUGUUGUUUACACACGUCACUGUGUCUAGAGCGAAGGAGUCAUCCGUGCUGAAGUGGUAGAUCUGAUGCGGUACCAUCCUGUAGGCUGUAGCCAUCGUGGAUGUGAAGUUGGAUUAAUUUGUUGCUAGGUUUUUAGACAUUCAACUAACGCGCUCUUCGGAUCGAUUACUUCUAUUAUUUCGCUUUUUAUGCAUUAUUUUCAAAUAUUGAUAAUUUUUACUACACAUUUCCGCCGCUCGUAGUGGAUUUAUAAACUCGAUGCUUGAUUUUUAGUCGGCCAGACACUUACUUAACAAAUUCAUGAUAUAUGAUUUUUGACCCAUAUCCAGUCCCCUCGUAUACCCCCUUCACACUCUUAUUUUUAGACAUCAUCAUCACCAUCAUCACAAUGGAGUAUUCGUGAGCCGAUCUCAACAUCUUUGGUGAUUGAAUCCCAUGCAUUCAGUCCAAUAUCCCGACCUGCUACGAAUUUAGUUUUUCAACUCGCAUUUCUAAACACUCAAAUACUCGAUAUUUUAACACCCAUGUUGCUCCUUUUUUUUUUCCACAUUUGAUGUCUACAUUCGAAGCCUCAAAUCCUAGACAAACACAAACUAUGAUGUUCAAGCCAAUUUCUUUCUUUCCCCCUUUUUUUUGGGGUUCAAUGUAUCAAUCAUAAUGUAUAAUAAUAAUAUAUAUUCAUUCCUUUAGUAGUGAGUAGUAGUGGAGUAUAAUCAUAGUACCUACUGACUAUUGGUGAGAAAAGGGCAACCUUCCCAUGCAAUCGUUUUGAGGCUGUCUCGGAGAUGGGUGACACAGAUUUCUCUUUUUUUCCUUCAGAAUAACCCAACCAACCAACCAAACAAACUUUCUUUUGCUGCUUCUGGUUUCAGUCCCCAUUUGCCUUUCACUUUCCUCCAUAUUUGCUGCUUUCAACAACAGAAAGAUCUAAAGGGGAAGAAGAAGAAGGCCUGGUUUUGUGGACAUGGUUUCAGGUCUUCAUCCACUGGCUUCUACGUAUCACCCAACCCUUCAUGAUUGCAUUGUUUCGUUAUUUGGAUGUCAAUUUUCUAGUUUUGUGGAUGACAGAAAAAAAAUUCUGAUCCAUUAACAUAUGAGGAUAGGUCUAUAUAUAAUACACCCGUCAUUUAUGGGUGCACACAACAUAUGUCAUAUUGUCGUGUUGUAUAUGAUUAACAAAGAGUUUAUUGUAGCGAGUUCUCUGAAAUUACGUUAGAGGAAUAGCAUUGUAAAAAAAAAAAGAACACCGUAAGGGAAAUAAUUAUUCAGAAUAACUCGGAAAUACCAUAUUCAUAAAAAAAUGCAUCAUUGUAUACUAAAAUACCACAAAUAUGAAAUAAUGCAUCCAAAUGAAAAAUCCAUAUAAAUCUUGACAAAUAAGUUGUACAUUCUACAUUAAAACAUUUGUAAACAUCCACAAAAUGGAACUUAAAAUUUACAAAUUGGAAAUCAAAAUUUGUAAAUGGU